Globicephala melas (long-finned pilot whale) is the source of this 6816-nucleotide messenger RNA. It is a transcript of the gene A1BG, whose product is annotated as alpha-1-B glycoprotein. NCBI's taxonomy places the organism in Eukaryota, Metazoa, Chordata, Mammalia, Artiodactyla, Delphinidae. Gene Ontology annotation, cellular component: plasma membrane. The record is from RefSeq and is a predicted model, not a curated record.
AUGGACUACGUCUCCCAGAAGCCCCUGCGGCGUGGGCGCAAUCAAGGAGGGAGACUUGAAGGUGUGGCUACACCUGCCCGAGGCCACCACUUAGGUGGAGUCCAGCCGAGACCUGGAGCAGCAUGUUUCUUUCCUAGCUGUAUGUAGGGUUAUGUUUGUAUAUGAUUCUAAUUUAUUCCCCACCCCAUCCUCCACACUCUUUCCAAAGUGAAACUCCAAGGACUCUCCACUCCAGAAGCCAACAUUUGCACACACUCAUUACAGGCCGGGCACCGUGCUGGGCACUCUGCCCUUAAUCACCCCUUUUGAUCCUCACCUUAACUGAGGGUGGGGGGCAGGGAAGACUCUCAACCAUAUCAGGGUGCCCGGAGAGGCCACGGGCGGGGGGCCCAGCCAGAGCCUCCUGGAGGGAGGGCAGAGGUGGGCUCAGCACCGAGUCCCUCACCGUCUGGGCCUCCAUGCUUCCAAAGGGGUUCCCUGAAUGUGGCGUGGCCCCUGCAGCAAAGCCCUGGUGAAUCACCCUUCACUUUCUGUCUCCUGUCCCGAAAUCCUGUCGCCUGGGAAGAGGAGGAUGUGUGGGUCCCCUGGGGUAAGGAAGCUGUUGGCUCUCCAUUCCCAGGCCUGGCUUGCAGGACACCAUCCAGCCCUUUAUUGUGUCUUGCUUAAUUCAGGACUCACCUCCCGAGGGCUUGAGUUCCCCUGCUCUGCGGCAAGCCAGUCACCCAGUACUCUUUCCAGAGGUUUCUCCCAAGUUGCAGCUAUCCUGGCCACGUCACAUUCCACCCUGGAGUAAAGGCUAAAAUUCGCAAAGCUGGUCUCUUUGCAAGUCCAGCAGAAAUGAAAACACAUGCCCCUGCCGUUCUAUUCUCAGCAUUUUAGGGGCAUGUUUACACUUCCUUGUAUACUUACUAAACACCAGCAAAGUCGUGCUGGACAGAUACCCUGGGUAGUGCAAGAAUGUGAGGAAGGCUGCAGUUGCCACCCACAUGGCACACCUGAGAGCUCAUUCCAGAGAGCAGUGCGGUGGGGCAAGCGGAAGAGGCCAUUCAGGAGACCUGGAAGUCUCCCCACCCCUGCGGCUAGUGGAGCACCUCAGGCAAAAGUGGAACUUGGGUUUUUUCUUUUUACCAUCCACACAAUUCAUCCUGAGGAGAAACCCAGCUAAAGUGGUAUCGCCAAGGACAGCUCAGCCUUUUACAGACAACCAGGACAUUUAUUCUGAAGAGUUCUGUUGUUGAGAACUCAAUCCUUGGUGGACACGAGGGGGCUGAUGAGGGAGGCAAACUCCCAGUGUGGUCAGUGUGUCAUGGAUGAUGCACACCCAUCAGUCGUCUUGAUAGACCUAAAAACAUUAAAACCAAAGAGAAACCCGGUUGAUACGCAAGUGUAAUAACAGUUUCCAUCAAGCCUGAACACAAGGGGAGUCUUUCUGGAGAGAGCCUAGGAAUGUGACCAGGUGGGCUCAGCUCCACUGCAGUGACAACGCUAAUGCCCUACCGACUGAAAACACUAAAACUAACCCCCCACUUCCACCACACAUUGUGGGUUGGCAAGGGCAACACUCACCCCCACUCACUCACCAGGGCCCCUGACAACAGAGCAGCCACUAUGUCAAACACGGCUGGCUGCUAGUGUGGUUGGCAGGUGGUCCCUCUCUAUGCGGACCGCUGUGCAAGUCUGCUUGAGUGUCCCAAUGACACAGCAGUUGACUUUCCCCAGAGCGAGUGAGUUGAGUCCAGGUCGCUCACUGUCACUCAUGCCAUAUAAUAUUCGUGCCACAGACCAUCCCUGAUUCAAUGCAGAGAAGAAUAUGCAAGCAAGGGUGUGGAAGCUAGGAGAUGAGGGUCAUUAGCAGCUGUCUUGAAGGCUGGUUACGACACUGAGUGAGAAGCAUGUGGAAAAGCUUCUGCUGGUGGUCCAACUUCAUCAAGCACCAGACAGUCCAUAUGGGCAAGGAGGGCUGUGAGCCCAGUCAAAACCCCUCUCUCUCUAGCUUCCUGCUGGGGAGAACCCUUGUGGAUGUAGGGGGCAUAAGGAGGCUCAGUGAACCCCAAACAGCAUAAUCAUAAAGAAGUCCAUGCCCAGACACAUCAUAAGCAAAGCUGAAAACUAAAAUUUAAAUUUUUUGAAAGCAGCUUGAGAAAAACUAUGCCUCACAUAAAGAUUGAUACAAAAGACCAUAGAUAUCUUAUCAGAUAUCAUGAAGGCCAGAAGGCAGGGAAACAACAUUUUUAAAGUGUUGAAGAGGGCUUCCCUGGUGGCGCAGUGGUUGAGAGUCCGCCUGCCGAUGCAGGGGACGCGGGUUCGUGCCCCGGUCCGGGAAGAUCCCACAUGCCGCGGAGCGGGUGGGCCCGUGAGCCAUGGCCGCUGGGCCUGCGCGUCCGGAGCCUGUCGCUCCGCAACGGGAGAGGCCACAACAGUGAGAGGUCCGCGUACCGAAGGGGGGGAAAAAAGUGCUGAAGAAAAGAACUGUCAGUCCAAAUUCAAUAUACAAUGAAAAUACACUUCAAGAAAGAAAGCAAAAUAGGGACUACCCUGGUGGCGCAGUGGUUAAGACUAUGCGCUCCCAAUGCAGGGCACCUGCAGAUCCCUGGUCAGGGAACUAGAUCCCACAUGCAUGCUGCAACUAAGAGUUGGCAUGCCACCACUAAGGAGCCCACGUGUUGCAACUAAGGAGGCUGCGUGCUGCAACUAAGACCCAGUGCAACCAAAUAAGUAAAUAAAAAAUAUAUUUCAAAAAAAAGAAUGAAAACAAAGACAUCCUCAAAUGAAGCAAAACUAAGACAAUUUGUUGCAAGCACACCUGUUCUAAAAGCAAUGCUAAAUAGGGAGUUUAGCAUUUGUCAGAAGGGAAAUGAUAGCAGAAGGAAAAUCUGAACCUUGGGAAUGAAGGAAGAGUAACAGAUUGCGUAUGUUCGAUCUUUAAUAUAUGUAUGAUUGUUGAAAGAAAAAUUUAUAACAUUGUCUGGCAGAGUUUCCUUGACAAUGAAAUGUCAUUUAUACCACAGGGUUUUAAUGUGGUAUAAAUGACAACUGCAGCAUAAAGAGAGGAGGGUAUCAAAAUUCAUUCAGUGAUAUAUUUGACAUUUGAACAUUUUACUCUAUAUAAAUAUCUCAAAGAAAACCAUUAGAGUACCAAAUUAAAAAAAAAUUUGAAGAGCAGAGGGUAAAGAGGCUUAUAUAGUGCUAAAGUUUCUACAUCCACUUUAAGUGGUAAAAUAUUAACUCUUAAGUACACUGUGAAGAGUUAUGAAUACUGUAAUCCCUGGAUAAACCCCUAAAAAAAGACCAUAAAAAGAGAUGAUCAAAAGCUCAGUAGAUGAACUGAAAUGGAACCCGAGAAAGAAAGAACCCAAAAGAAGGUAGGAAAGGGGAAACAGACGGACAACAGAAAGAACAAACAGAAAAGAAAAAGGUGGACCAAAACCCAAGCAUAUCCAUUGUUACAUGUAAAUGGUCUAAUAUACCAAGUAAAAGAAUUUGCCAGAAUGAAUAUUUUAAAAAGAAAAUAAGAAACCACCCUUAAAUAUAAUAUAGGUAAGCUUAAAUAAAAGAGUGGGAAAAGGUAUAUAAUAUGAAAACUCCGUCAAAGAAUGCUGCAGUGACUAUAUUAAUAUCAAACCAAGUAGACUUCAGAACAAGGAAAAUUAUCGGGAAUAAAGAGAGAAAUUAUACAGUGAUAGAGGGCCAAUUCACCAAGAAGACAUAAUUCCAAAUAUGUAUGCAUCUAACAACAAAGCCUUAAAAUACAGGAAACAAAAACUGAUAGAGCUGAAAGAAAAUAAUAGACAAAUUCACAAUAAUACUUGGAGACGUCAACACCCUUCUCUCUAGAAUCAACAAAACAAGAAGACAGAAAAUUAGUAAGGUUACAAAAGAACUGAACAACAUCAUCAACCAACUGGAUGUAAUGGAUGAACUUGCCAAUAGUCGAUUUUUUAAUCCACAAAGAAGUAAUUUCCCAUGAUUUAAAGUAACACAGGGCUUCCCUGGUGGCGCAGUGGUUAGGAAUCCGCCUGCCAAUGCAGGUGACACAGGUUUGAGCCCUGGUCUGAGAGGAUCCCACAUGCCGUGGAGCAACUAAGCCCUUGGGCCACAACUACUGAGUUUGCACUCUAAAGCCCGUGAGCCACAACUACUGAGCCCAGGUGCCACAAAUACUGAAGCCCAUGUACUUAAGAGCCUGUGCUCUGCAACAAGCGAAGCCACUGCAAUGAGAAGCCCGUGAACUGCAACAGAGAGUAGCUCCCACUCACCGCAACUAGAGAGGGCCCACACGUAGCAAUGAAGACCCAACACAGCCAAAAAUUAAAAAAUAAGUAAAGGGCUUCCCUGGUGGCGCAGUGGUUGGGAGUCCGCCUGCCGAUUAAAAAUGGAUAAUGCAAUAAAUGACAAAGGCAGCUCAGAAAACUGUCCACAACCUGAGCACAGGGACAGGACCAGGGUGGAAGCACAGGUCUGAACUGAAUGGCCUGGGUGCAAAUGUGUCUCCAAAUCCAUGGUGGGUCACACAUUGCGGAAUUAACCAGCGAGGGAGAAGGAACCACAGCUCCAGGCAAGAGCCAGGAUGCGCCUGCAGGAGGCCUGCAUGAUGCAAAGUGUAGAAAAUCCAGACACAGGCGAAUCCCACCUUGGCCGGCACACCUCCAAUACUGCAUGUCGGGUGGGCCCACGUGGGGCUUGGGGUUGCCCGGGGCCCUGCCCACUGCCUUCACCUGCCCCAGGGUGAGUGGGGAUCCCAGUACUGCUCAGCUGUUGGGGGGAGGAGAUGAGAGGCCUUGCAGAGGGGAAUGUGCCAGAAGGACAGGCCCCCACCUGCCUCAUUUCCUUCACGCCUAACAUGGAACUGAUAGUAACACCACCUACAGCCCAAGUCCAUGCGCAGAAUGCUGUGAACCACAACAUUAUUGAUUGUUGCUAUAGCUAAGACUCCUGAGGCCACAUCUGCCCUUUGUCCUGACCCCCUGGAGCCCCGCUUUCCUGGAAAUACGAAUGAGCUGCGAGGUCUCGCCCUGAACCCAGUGACCGAGGAGGCCAAAUGUGAGUGGGCCGGGCCUGGGCAUGGUGGGCACUGUGGGAUGAACCCCUGCCUGGGCCCCCAGAUCUGACACCCAUCCCCACACAGACUUCGACACAAGGCCAACCCUGUGGGCAGAGGCCGAAUCGCUGCUGGAACCCUGGGCCAACGUGACGCUGACAUGCCAGAGCCCCUUGUGGACCCUGGAGUUCCAGCUCUUCAAGGAUGGAGUGGCCCAGGGACUGGUGCACCUGGAUUCACCUGCCACUGAGUACAGAUUCCCGCUGGGAGCAGUGACCGGUGACACCCGGGGCCUCUACCGCUGCCACUACAGCAUGGACAGUGGGAGGAGCAGCCUGAGCAACCUCGUGGAGGUGACUGGAGCAGAGCCCCUGCCCCCACCCUUGCUCUCAACCAAACCCGUGCCCUGGAUCACACCGGGCCUGAACACGAGACUGCUGUGCCUCGGGGGACUUCGCGGUGUGACCUUCCUGCUGAGGCGGGAAGGUGAUGACAAGUUUCUGGAGGUGGCUGAGGCCCCAAAGGACAGGCAGGCCACCUUCCCAGUCCACCGGGCUGGCAUCUACAGCUGCAGCUACCGGACCCACGCAUCAGGCGCCCCCUCGGAGCCCAGUGCCACUGUGACCAUAGAGGAGCUGGCCACGCCGCCGCCACCCACGCUGACUCUGAAUGGCGGGUUUGCCGGGCUCCUACGCCCCGGCUCGAGCGCGACUCUCACCUGCGUGGCGCCCCUGAGCGGGGUGCAGUUCCAGCUGCGGCGGGGCGAGGACGUGCUGCAGGUACCCAUGGCCAGUACCAGCCCAGACCGCCUCUUCUUCCAGCUGAACACGCUGGCCCCAGGAGACGGCGGUGUCUACACGUGCCGCUACCGGCUGCCAGAGGAGCUAGCGCUCUGGUCCUUGGACAGCGCGCCCGCCGAGCUGGUGCUGAGCGAUGGGACGCUCCCGGCGCCGGAGCUGUCGGCCGAGCCCGCGACUCUGAGUCCCGAGCCGGGGACGCUGGUGCAGCUGCGGUGCCGGGCCCCCCGCGCCGGCGUGCGCUUCUCCCUGGUGCGCGAGGGCGCGGGCCAGCGCCGGGUGCACGGUCUCUUGAGCCCCGCGGGGACGGAGGCCCACUUUGAGCUGCGCGACGUCUCGGCGGUCGACUCGGCCAACUACAGCUGCGUCUACACAGACACGGCGCCGCCCUUCGCGGGCUCCGCGCCCAGCGCGCCCGUGGAGCUGCGCGUGGACGGACCCCUGCCCAAGCCGCGGCUCCGGGCCCUGUGGACGGGGGCCGUGACUCCGGGCCGCGAUGCUGUCCUACGCUGCGAGGGCCACGUGCCCGACGUCUCCUUCCUGCUGCUACGGUCCGGCGAAGAGGAGCCCUCGGCGGUGGCCUGGACCACCGACCCCUCCGCGGACCUCGUGCUGACCUACGUGGGGCCCCAACACGCCGGCAACUACAGCUGCGGCUACCGCUCCAACUGGCCCCACUCCCUGCUGUCCCAGCUCAGCGACCCGGUGGAGCUCCAGGUGGCAGGUGGAGCUCGGUUCCGUGGGCACAUCGAGGCUCCCGGCCUUUGCCCGGAUUCUACCCUCCUACAGGGGUGCCCUUUCCCGCACCUCCUCCCAGCACUAACACUGGCCUAGUCUGCUGGGUGCGUGGGGGGGAAUUGCAGGCAGGGAACCACAUAGGCAAAGGCCCUAAAGCAGAGAGUGGCCUGGCCAGCUGGAGCACCUGUAGGGAGGCCCAGGUGUGUGUGUGUGGUGGGGGGGGUCUUAGCUGGCAGCUGACCA